This is a messenger RNA of Meloidogyne enterolobii, 581 nucleotides long. Lineage: Eukaryota; Metazoa; Nematoda; Chromadorea; Rhabditida; Meloidogynidae. The record is from the annotation of a GenBank genome assembly.
UAAUGCAACUUUUUGAAGAACAGUUAAAUAUUAGAAGACUAUUUUUAUUUGCCUUUCUUUUGUUGUAUAUACCAAGCAAUUCCUAUUGUUGUCUUCUAUGUCCUUUACAUAUCCCCGCUAGGCCUAAACCGUUGGAUCAAUUUCGUGUGCCAUCCAUUCAAAAAUUAAUUAGAACGUCGGAAACAAUUGAGUGGCUUUGUCAAAAUGGAUCUAGGUUAUCCACAAUAUCACCAGAAUGCCGUUCAGAAGUCGCCCAUUUAUUCUGUUCAUUAACGGGCUUUGUAGCUUCCUUAAAGGCUGAGGAAUGCCCUGGACAAGAAAAUAAAGAACAAUGUGUUAAAUGUCGAAAAGAAAAUGAACGUCUUUACAAUGUUAAUAAAUGGAUUAUGACUUGGGUAGAUUCUGUUGGGAAAAUGCCGUCGGGAAUUAGUGAUGGAAAUUAUCAUUGGCUAGGAGAUUAUGAACAGUGUCAAAGGCUUAAAAAGUAUGUUGGGAAUAAUGGGGGUUUUCAUUGGGGAGAGAGGAGGCAAUGGUUGUGGGAGAAAAACAAGAUUAAUCGGACCAUUCCAGAAGAUCAAUAA